AUGGUCGACUCUAUACCUCUCCUAGCCAGAGACGAUCCUAUAGAUUUAGGUUCACCGUACACUUGCUUUGAUGCCUCAAAAUACGGCACAUUGCUGAUAGUAGACCCCGAAGAAGAAUUCUUUCCUGAAGAAAUAAUGAAGCUGAAAAGGGAUGUUGAUGCUGGACUUUCCAUUAUAGUAUUCGCUGAUUGGUACAAUGUGACCGUCAUGAAAAAAGUCAAAUUCUAUGAUGAAAAUACCAGGCAGUGGUGGAUGCCUGAUACAGGAGGUUCUAAUGUUCCGGCCAUAAAUGACUUAUUGGGCUCGUGGAACAUUCAGUUGGGAGACAGGGUAUUUGAGGGUCACUUUAAAUUGAAUGAUCACGAGAUCUAUUAUGCGUCAGGUACAAGUAUUCGAAAGUUCCCCAAAGACGGCAUACUGAUUUCAAGGCUACUCAACGAUCAAGGAUUACAAGCGAGUCUUAGUCCCAGCUACAUAGACCUCAACGAAUGCCCCUACAUGUGGCCAUAUUGCACACAACCACUUUACUACGGCACUGUACCUGUCAUUGUCAAUGUAACUAUUUUGAAUGGUUUGGGUGUAUCAGGGAGAAUUGUCAAUAAACCUCAAUGGCAUCCUUACACUCCUCAGCAGGGUCACUUGUUGGAGAUAUCAAUAUCUCAUUCGGAACAUUUGUGGCCUUGGUCAGGCUGGAUGGCAGUGUAUUUGUCAGUAUCCUCAGAAGGAGCCACCUACGAGGGACUGGCGCAAGGUCACGUUUCUCUUGUUGUAGAAUCACCUCCCGGUAGUGGUGAACAAGAGCCUCGUCAAAGUACUGUCCAUUUACCUAUAAGAGCUAAAAUUAUUCCAACACCUCCUAGGCAUAAAAGAAUACUUUGGGACCAGUAUCACAACCUGAGAUAUCCACCUGGAUAUUUUCCCAGAGAUAACUUGAAAAUUAAAAAUGAUCCUCUCGAUUGGAAUGGAGAUCAUAUACAUACAAACUUCAGGGAUAUGUAUCAGAAUUUGAGGAAUUCAGGAUAUUAUGUAGAAGUUUUGGGUGAGCUGAAUUUUUAUAAUUACUGUUUCUGUCACUGAACAUUAUACUACAUU
Molecule: messenger RNA, 1092 nt
Organism: Leptinotarsa decemlineata (Colorado potato beetle)
Lineage: Eukaryota; Metazoa; Arthropoda; Insecta; Coleoptera; Chrysomelidae
Gene: S1P
Product: membrane-bound transcription factor site-1 protease
Biological process (GO): proteolysis
Cellular component (GO): Golgi apparatus
Molecular function (GO): serine-type endopeptidase activity
Source: RefSeq, a predicted model, not a curated record